Messenger RNA from Sus scrofa (pig), 4761 nucleotides. RefSeq names its product embryonal Fyn-associated substrate (gene EFS). The record is from RefSeq and is a predicted model, not a curated record. Gene Ontology annotation, biological process: cell surface receptor protein tyrosine kinase signaling pathway; cell migration. Gene Ontology annotation, cellular component: cytoplasm; focal adhesion; plasma membrane. NCBI's taxonomy places the organism in Eukaryota, Metazoa, Chordata, Mammalia, Artiodactyla, Suidae. Gene Ontology annotation, molecular function: protein binding.
CAACCUAGCCUGGGAACUUCCAUAAGCCACACGUGUGGCCCUAAAAAGCAAAAUAAAGUUCCUCUCCCAUCCUAAGAGAGUCUGAGUCUGUUCAUAGGUGCCCAAGCAAUGAGGGGGUCGGAUGGAGCUGGGGCAGGUAUCCCCCCUCCCCUACUGGCUCCCUACCUUUCCUCCCACCUACCUGGACACGGACACGUGGGCCCGGAAUGUGGGGUGGGGGGGUGCUGGUAGGUGGGAGGAAAGGUAGGGAGCCUCUAUCCAAGGCCUCAAGUUCACAAAGCGCCUUAAAUUAGACUUCUGAUGUUAUCGCCAAAUGAGGUUUUACACAGAGCCAUUGUCUGUUCACGUGUUUGAAGUGUUAAUGCGCUAAAUGUAAACAUUGAAAAUAUACCACAGCUUUUCAAUCCUGUUUGGCAUCUCACUUUUUAAAUUCCAGGAAGCUCAAAAACGGAAGAAGGAAGGUUCUCUGGAGUUUCUGAGGGGCCUUGAUGUAUGCCCCCAAAGGAAGAACGCGGAGUGGGGGCUAGGUGGAGGGAAGUUGCGCCCACAAAGGAGCAGUAAGUAAUAGGGCAGGAGAGGUGUGGGGACCCCAGAGCCCCGCCCUUUCUGCUGAAGCUCCUGAGGGGCCAGAACGCAGCUCCUCUGAAAGAGUCCUAUCCGCUGUCCUCAGUUCUCCUCCUCCUGGCAGCAGGAGUGAGCCAGAGUGACGGCGAGGGACAGGCCCGGACUGGCUGAGGCGGCACGACCGGCGGGGCGGCAGCUCUGGGACCCGACGCUCAGGCAGCACGUUCUCUCCUCAGGUCCAGAAUCCGUGUCCAGCCCCAGCCCCGCGACCUGCCUCCCCCGCAGAGAGAGGCCAAGCCAAGAGAGUGGAGCGGCUCCGCGGAGGACCCCAGAAAGACGGAAGAGGCGCGCUCCCUCCCACGGGAAAGACAGAUGUGGGGCUACUGAAAGGCGGGCAGAGAGGCGCGGGGCAGGCGGGGGAGAACAGGAGCGUGACCGGGAGAGGAAAGCUCUCCGGAGGGAGCGAACCAGACCACCGGGAGGUCCGCCGCGACGUCGGGCAGGAGCAGGCGCCGGGGAGAGGAGCCAGGAGGGGGCGUGCAAUUUGGCCCGAGGGUCCUGAGCUGAAACUCAACACCCGCCUUUAGAGGGAACGUCCCCCUUUCCCCUCCGCCCCUUCUCUUCCCCUCCCUUUUCCCCUCCCUCCUUUCUCUUAAUCCCUGGGACUGAGCCCCGCGCCGGAGCGGAGAGGGCCCGAGGGGAGGAGAGAGGAGCUGCACUGAGAGGGCGCCGGGAGCCCGGGAAGGGGAGGGAAAGGGAGCUGCGAGCCGGGGGUGAGCCUCGGGGCCACGCGCCACCCCUCCCCCCGGAGCCUUCCUAGUCGUCUCAGUGUCCCCCAAACCCCACCUUCAGGCGAGUCCGCAGGACCCUGGUCCCUGCUCCUCCUUCGCAUUCUCUUUGGUCCUUCUUUUGCUUUGUGGCCUUUCUCUCGGUUCCCAGAGACACCUGGGCUGCCCCGAGCCCUGGGGCGCGCGGAACGGCCCCACAAAGGGUGCGAGUGAGCAGGACGAGGGGGCUGGUUCCGAGGGCCAGGGGGCUGAGGGCUGGAGAGGGGCGGGUGGGCCCCUCUGGCGCGUGGGGAAGGCCGUUCCGCCCCUUCGAGCCGGGCCCUCGCGCGGGUGGCGAGGCGCCGUCGCCGCGCCCCCAGAUCCCCGGGCGAGUGUGCCUGCGUGGGAACCCGCCUCCCCAGCGGCCGCGGUCUCAGAGCCCUUCGGCGCCAGCCUGGCCUCCGCUCAGCAACUCGGAAGAGUUUAAAGAGGGACGAACGUCUCCGUCCUGAUCCCUCCGCCCUCCCUCGGCGCCGGACCCCAGCCCCAGGAGCACCGCACUCCAGGCCGGCUCCCGGCUAAGGAGGGUUGGCUCCUAAACUCGCUCGUCCAGCCCGACCGUCCCGGCAGCUUCUCCCUGCCCUCGGGGCCGUCCUGAGCGGCCCGGGGAGGCGUCGAGGCGCAGCCCCAGCUCCCGCCUCUUCUCCUUUCCCGGCCCUGGAAGGGAGGUUUGGGCCCAUGCGGACCCGGGGUGCCCCCGCGGCCUAGGGCAGGCAGCUCCCCGGCCUGGCCCACCCGGCGGCCCCCGGGAGGCCGCGGGACAGUGCAGAGCGCGCGCCCUUGGAUGAGGUCCCGCAGCGACGCCCUGGCCCGCCCCGCUCCUCCUCCUGCCCGACCAAGCUGCCUCCCAUUUGGGGAGUUUUGUGGGUUUUCUUUUUCCUCCUCCAACCUCCGCGGAGGCCACGACUCAGGCGCCGCUGCUGGGGGCCGCCUCCAUGGUGUGGGGCAGCCGCUGCUGAAGUCAGCGAAACAGCCUGGCCUGGAGCUGGCCACGCGGAAGGCCAAGGCCAUGGCCAUAGCCACGUCGGCUCAGCUGGCCCGGGCUCUGUACGACAACACUGCUGAGUCCCCACAGGAGCUGUCCUUCCGCCGAGGGGAUGUCCUCCGAGUACUGCAGAGGGAAGGCGCUGGUGGCCUGGACGGCUGGUGCCUCUGCUCCCUGCAUGGCCAGCAGGGCAUUGUGCCCGCCAACAGAGUGAAGCUCCUUCCUGCCGGCCCAGCACCCAAGCCUGGCCUCUCCCAGGUGCCCCCAGCCCAUCCUGGCUCACCACAUCCAGCUCCAGAGAACAGCAACGAGGACCAGGAGGUCUAUGAUGUGCCCCCCACUGCCCUCCGAAUUCCUUCCAAUGGCCCCUAUGACUCCCCAGCCUCCUUUUCCCGCCCUCUGGCCCGGGUGGCCCCAGAGCUCCCUGGAGAGGAUGAAGCUCCCUAUGACGUGCCUCUGGCCCCAAAGCCACCCUCAGAGCUGGAGCUGGACCUGGAGUGGGAGGGGGGCCGGGAGCCAGGGCCCCCCCUCUAUGCUGCCCCCUCCAACCUGAAACGAGCAUCAGCCCUGCUCAAUCUGUAUGAAGCUCCGGAAGAACUGCUGGAAGAUGGGGAAGGCGGGGUCACUGACGAGGGCAUCUACGACGUUCCCCUGCUGGGGCCAGAGACACCGCCUUCUCCAGAGCCCCUGGGAGCCUCUGCCUCUCAUGACCUGGACACCCUGGCCCUGCUUCUGGCCAGAAGCCCCCCAGCCCCACACAGGCCCCGCUUGCCCUCUGCCGAGAGCCUGUCCCGCCGCCCUCUGCCUGCCCUACCUGUUCCGGAGGCCCCCAGCCCUUCCCCAGCUCCCUCUCCUGCUCCGGGCCGGAAGGGCAGUAUCCAGGACCGGCCUCUGCCCCCACCACCGCCCCGCCUGCCGGGCUAUGGGGGCCCCAAGGUCGAGGGGGAUCCAGAGGGUGGGGAGGUGGAGGACCAUCCAGGAUACCACAAUGAGUAUGAGGGCAUCCCGAUGGCUGAGGAGUACGACUACGUCCACCUGAAGGGCAUGGAUAAAGCUCAGGAGGCCAGGCCCCCGGAUAAGGCCUCCCCGGGUGAUCCUGAACUGCUGGAGAGGGGGCAGCCAGAGCAGCAGGACCCCCUGUCCCCAGAAGAGCCACUGGUUCUGCCCGCCGGUGAUCUACAGCUCCUGCACUUCUACGCGGGCCAGUGCCAGAGCUACUACUCUGCUCUGCAGGCAGCUGUGGCAGCCCUGAUGUCCAGCACCCAGGCCAACCAGCCCCCACGCCUCUUUGUGCCCCACGGCAAGCGGGUGGUGGUGGCUGCUCACCGCCUGGUGUUUGUUGGGGACACCCUGGGCCGGUUGGCAACCUCUGGCCCUCUGCGAGCACAGGUUGGGGCUGCAGGCUCAGCACUGGACCAGGCCUUGCGGGCCACUGUGCUGGCUGUCAAGGGGGCUGCCCUGGGCUACCCAUCUAGCCCUGUAGCCCAAGAGAUGUCGCAAUGUGUGGCAGAGCUGGCAGGGCGGGCCCUGCAAUUCACCACCCUGCUCACCAGCCUGGCCCCCUGACCUCCUUGGCCCCCAUUUUGCCCUUGCCUGCCUGCCAGAGCCCCCCCUAGGGCCUUGGGUGGCUGGAGGGCUCCGUCUUGGGGACUAGGGGAGGGGGAGGCCCCUUCCCCUCUUCCUACCCCCUCCAGUCAUCUCAGCCUCUCACAGAGGCACUUUCUCCCCCUACCCUUCAGCUUUUUGUACAAGCCAUUUUGUAUAAAUUAUUUAUAUUUAAUGUUAUUCUCUGUUUUGCUAGGGGCAGGUGCCAGGUCCUCCAGGGUAGGGAGGAACUGGAGCCUCCUCCUCCCUCAGCCUGGGGUAGAGGUUCUUGGCGCCACACAGCCACCCACCUCUGGUAGCUUGGCCCCACAGAGAACCAGGUGGCUGAAGCCUGGGGCCACCUGGAGCCCCUUUCUUGUCCUAUGCCUUGACUAGAACAUCAGCACCUCACUGCCACCUGAGAGUGAGGGCGGGACAUUGGCCACCCAGAACAGGAAGGUCUGAGAGAGGCCAGAGGACGCCUCCCGGCAGGAGGUGGAGGAACUGGGCCUCCAGCACUGGUGUGCACCUCAAUAAACCCAGCUGUCUGGUUUCCUGACUCUGCUUCUUGAGAGCAUGGGGGAUAGACCUGUACCCUUGGCCAGAACAAUGGGACACCCACUGAGGGCAGGCUGCCUGUAGGGUCUUUUGGGAAAUUUUACUGUUUCUUUCACAGCUAUUCAUCUGGCAGGUUCUCAGCUCCCAUGAUGGGCUGGGCACAGUUCUGAAGGUACAUUGUGGGGGUGGGUUGGAUGUAAAUGAGUCAGCUAAAAUAAGUAAAUAAAAAAGAAACCUGCCACA